This is a messenger RNA of Penicillium longicatenatum, 645 nucleotides long. RefSeq lists its product as uncharacterized. The record is from RefSeq and is a predicted model, not a curated record. The transcript is spliced from 2 exons. Bases 1 to 645 code for a protein of 214 amino acids. Gene Ontology annotation, molecular function: hydrolase activity. Lineage: Eukaryota; Fungi; Ascomycota; Eurotiomycetes; Eurotiales; Aspergillaceae.
AUGGUGGAUAGUGGUACGAACUCAACGCUCGAAAGUGAGGAUUCUGACAUUAGUUUGUCGGAGUUUCGCGCCAGACGAAACGAAUUAUUCCGGCGGAAGGCGGACGUCCUGCUGAGCCAAGCCGAAGGAAAUGUAUUGGAGGAAGAAAUCCAUAAGUACGAGACGGCUGGAAAGCACGGGCACUUGUAUACCGACGCAAAUGCGACGUGGCAAAAAAAAAAGACCACUUUUCGUUACUAUGGAGGUGGAUUUCGUGUGGGUAAUGCGGAAUUGGAGUCCAGUGCUUGUAUAGGGGUGACAAAUGCGUUCGGAUGCAUUUCCAUAAGUUUGGAGCAUCGAUUAUCCCCCGAGUUCAAGUUCCCCGUCGCCUAUGAGAACUGCUGGGAUGCACUUCUUUGGUUGUCUAAGAAUGCUCCGGCGCUUGGGGCAGAUCUUUCAAAGGGGUUUGUGGUUGGAGGAACCUCUUCGGGGGGCCAUAUUGCAAACCCUCUGGUCCAUCGCGCCCGCGAUGAGGGUUUGCAACCACCAAUCACUGGCGUUCAUUUGACUGUUGCCCCGACCUUAGCACCUCAAGCUUUGACGGAAGCUUAUCGAGAUAUCUACAAGAGUAGGGAUGCUCUACGGGAUGGCUACACUCUGAUAUAG